AUGCCUCAAAACGAGCAUAUUGAAGAGCACAUUAAGCGCCAUGGUCGGCGAUUCGAUCACGAAGAGCGCACGCGAAAGCGACAAGCUCGUCAGGCACAUAAAGACUCUCAAUAUGCGCAAAAGGUGCAUGGAUUGAAGGCGAAAUUAUACAACAAGAAGCGUCAUGCGGAAAAGAUCCAAAUGAAAAAGACCAUCAAACAACAUGAAGAAAAGAAUGCCAAACAAAAGUCAGCCGAUGCAGUACCGGAAGGUGCGGUACCUGCCUAUCUUUUGGAUCGUGAGGGUGAAGAUCGUGCCAAGAUUUUGAGCAACAUGGUCAAGCAGAAGCGGAAAGAAAAGGCUGGCAAAUGGUCUGUACCAUUGCCUGCUGUCCGUGGUAUGGCCGAAGAUGAAAUGUUCAAGGUCGUCAAAACCGGUAAAUCCAAGAGCAAGGCCUGGAAGCGUAUGAUCACCAAGGCAACCUUUGUCGGCGAUGGCUUCACUCGUAAACCACCGAAAUACGAACGCUUUGUUCGACCUAUGGCUAUGCGUUACAAGAAGGCACAUGUCACACAUCCGGAACUGAAGGCUACGUUCCAGCUGCCGAUCAUUGGCGUCAAAAAGAACCCACAGUCGCCAUUGUAUACCCAGCUUGGUGUCAUCACCAAGGGUACCGUUUUAGAGGUGAAUGUCUCGGAAUUGGGCUUGGUGACCACUGGCGGUAAGGUCGUCUGGGGUAAAUACGCUCAAGUCACCAAUAAUCCAGAAAACGAUGGCUGUAUCAACGCUGUACUUCUUGUUUAA
Messenger RNA from Zychaea mexicana, 783 nucleotides. RefSeq names its product 30S ribosomal protein S8e. The coding region runs from base 1 to 783 and encodes 260 amino acids. Gene Ontology annotation, biological process: maturation of 5.8S rRNA; maturation of LSU-rRNA. The record is from RefSeq and is a predicted model, not a curated record. NCBI's taxonomy places the organism in Eukaryota, Fungi, Mucoromycota, Mucoromycetes, Mucorales, Lichtheimiaceae. Gene Ontology annotation, cellular component: preribosome, large subunit precursor; nucleolus. The transcript is spliced from 4 exons.